AUGGCGGCACGGGCUCCGGCGGGGGCCCUGGCGCUGGCGCUCUGGGGCUGGGCUUUGGCUCCGGCGGGGGCCGUGGACGCCAUGGGCCCUCACGCGGCCGUCCGCCUGGCCCAGCUGCUGACCCCGGAGGAGUGCGGCCACUUCCAGUCGCUGCUGAAGGCGCCGGAGCCGGAAGUCGAGGCUGAGCUGGCCAGGCUUUCGGAGGACCAGCUGGCGCAGCCCGAGCCUGUGCCCACGUCGGCGAUGCCAGGCCAACGGCGGCGGAGGCGCGAGGCAGCGGGGGAGCCGGCGGGCCCGGCGGCCGAGCCUGCCGACGUGUCCGACGGCUGCCGGGAGGGGCUGGCGGCCUGGCUGGCUGCCGGGGCCCCAUCCUUGUCGUGGGACCGCGUGGCCCGGGCUCUGCGGCGAAGCGGCCGCCCAGACGUGGCUCGGGAGCUGGGCAAAAACCUCCACCAGCAGGCAACGCUACAGCUGCGCAAGUUCGGGCAGCACUACGUGCCCACAGCCGACGCCCCCGCUGCCCCCGUCCUGGCCCCGGCCCCGCGUUCCCGCCGCUCCUCGGUCCCCGAGCCCAACUGGGACGAGCUGGAGCUGAUCGUGGAGCGACUGCCCCAGGGGCCGUAUCAGCGGAGCCCCGCGGGCUGGGCCGGGCCGCUGGCUCUCGGCUUCCUCACCGGCUUCGGGGGGGCGCUGGGUGUCGGGGCGCUGCUCAUCCUGCUCAUUCCGUGGAUCACCGGCGGCGAUGGCGACUGGGUGUGGCUGGGCAGCCCCCGACCGCCCACCCCGCCCCUGCUUGGGUCCUCCAGGGCUCCUGGCUGCGGGGAAGCGGAGCCGCUCUUGACUGCAGAGCCGCUGGCGUCCCCUGAGGCCUGGGCUGCAGGCGGGCCCCAUACCUCCUUGCCUCUGUGA
This is a messenger RNA of Rangifer tarandus platyrhynchus (Svalbard reindeer), 909 nucleotides long. The record is from the annotation of a GenBank genome assembly. Lineage: Eukaryota; Metazoa; Chordata; Mammalia; Artiodactyla; Cervidae.